Molecule: messenger RNA, 954 nt
Organism: Quercus robur (English oak)
Lineage: Eukaryota; Viridiplantae; Streptophyta; Magnoliopsida; Fagales; Fagaceae
Exons: 3
Coding region: 1-954 (317 amino acids)
Source: RefSeq, a predicted model, not a curated record
AUGAAUGGUUCUGAUGAUGAGCAAAGGCCUAGAAACCCAAAAUUCAAUGAGAGGACUGAUAUGACAAAUGUUCAGUUGGUAAAAGGGAUGAAAUUUCCAAACUCUAAGGUUUUUAGGAAGGCUUUGAAGGAGUAUGUGAUUCAGCAUCACAUUGAUAUCAAGUGGAAGUUGAAAGAGAAGAAAAAGGUUUAUGUACAUUGUAAGAAUAACUGUGGAUGGAGAUGUUAUGCCUCAAUGGUGACUGGAAAGUGCACAUUUGAGAUAAAGACACUUAAUCUUGAGUGUACCUACCCCCUAUCAUUUCAAAAUAGGCAAGUUACAUCAGCAUAUAUGGCAAGCACGUAUUUGGAAGAUUUUAGUAAAAAUCCUAAUUAUGAGGUCUCAGGUGUUAAGCACUAUGUUAUGCAGCAUAUUUCAAUUGACUUAAGUCUUAGUCAAGUGUAUAGAUCAAGAAAGGUAGCUAAAUGUUUAAUCACUGGGAAUGAAGAGUCUCAGUAUGGCCUACUAAGAGAUUAUGCAAAAAUGAUAAGGAGGACAGAUGUUGGAAGUAAGGUGAUACUACAAACAGAGAUGGAAGAUGAGAAUGCACAACUCAAGUUUAAAAGGAUGUACAUUAGAUACAAUGCUCAGAAAUUAGUGUUUCUGGGUGGUUGUAGACCAUUCGUUAGACUGGAUGGAUGUCACUUGAAGGAUAGGUUUGAUGACAUUGGCAGCCCAGAGGAUCUUAAUUUGGUAUUCAUUAGUGACAGGCAAAAGAGCCUUAUUCUUGCAAUGGAGACUCUAUUCCCAACUGUAGAGCAUAGGUAUUAUGUGAAGCACACAUACAACAACUUCAAGGUUAACCACAAGGGCAUGGAGUUGAAGAGUGUACUGUGGAGGUGUGCUGGCAUAACAUUAGUUAGGGAAUUUAAGAAGGGGAUGCAGUAUCUUAAGAGUUUGGAUGAAGAAGCUUGA